This is a messenger RNA of Moneuplotes crassus, 523 nucleotides long. NCBI's taxonomy places the organism in Eukaryota, Ciliophora, Spirotrichea, Euplotida, Euplotidae. The record is from the annotation of a GenBank genome assembly.
AGGCAUGAGACAUGGAGAAUCCUGGCUCCAGAACUUGGAAGUCCAGACCUGCGCUGGGCAAAGUUUCUCUUAAAAGAUUAUAUUGAUAAGGAAGAUAUUAAGGUGAACAAACAAACUGAAUGUAUUGGAAGAUAUUCACUGUAGAGUUUUGGUCAAGAUAUUUGAUCUCCUUGUACUGGGUCUUUAAUAAUUCUUGUUUGAUCCUGGCCGUCAUUCUUAAUUUCAAAGAAUUGUACCUCAACUUUGUAAACGGAUAUUUUUGAAUAAGCCUGCUCCUAUUCUUUUGGAAAUUCUGACUGGAACUUUAUGACCAACUUGAGUCAAUUCUUGAGCAGGCUUUUCAGGUACUCUUAUUAAUCUCUUUGGAGCAGGAAGGAAUCUUGUUCGCUAGAGGUUACUUUUAGGGGCUACAGUAAGGCUCAACUAGUAUCAUAGUUACUUAUUACUCGUAAUAAACAGUUUUAAGGUAUAAACAUAAAGUUCAUGUUGUCCAGACCAAUAUAGCAUUACCAAUAUAAUUCUG